AUGAGGAGAGGUGGAGAUAAUUCCCAAACUCCAGUGCGCUCCACGCCAGAGAACGUCACCAUACGAAAAAAGGGUCAAUUACACAUAGAGAACCACAGUCUGGAACUUCCGAGAGCAGAGCCUGAUUCUGAAAUAUUGCAUUCUUUAUCUUCGGAAAUUAGUCUCCUAAGGCAGAAUAUGUCUGAGAUGUGGAGCAGUAUUAAGGAGCGUUUUGAUGAUCUAAGCAAUAAAUUAUCAAAUUAUGACGGACGAUUGCGUACUCUUGAAACACAGGCUUGUGAAAAUGCUGCUUUAAAAGCCACUAUUACUACCCUACAAAAUCAAUUGAGCUACCAGACACAACUUUCGCUAAGGAAAGAAGUGGAAAUAGCUGGCCUUGUUGAAAAUCGAAAUGAGUACCCUGUACACCUGACUUUAACCACAGCCUUAAAACUAGGUAUGGAUCUACAAGAGGAGGAUCUAGAUCAUGUAGCUCGAGCCGGGGCCGAGCGGCAAAGUAAAGAUAAUAAUCCGACACAGUCAGCUCCUCAUCCUCUCGUAGUGUCUUUCGUUCGCCGAUCCAAACGUGAUGAGUUCUUAGAACGUUCAAGAAGUCGUCGUCCUCUCAAAUCCAAGGAUAUAUUAGUGGAGGGUUCUGAUACGACGGUUUAUAUCAAUGAACGACUAACGUUUAAUAAUCGUCGCUUAUUUCGGGACACCAGGCUAUUUGCAAAAAAACACGGCUUCAAACACUGCUGGGUACGAAGUGGUAACAUUUUUCUUCGGAAGGGGGACUACAGAGAUGGAUACCCUGCUAUUAAAAUACAGUCCGAAAAUGAUCUCGAACGCGCACUUCCUACAACUGGUAAAAAUCAGUCCAGCUUACAGGGAGAAUCGUCGGUCAUUAUAUCUUAA
This is a messenger RNA of Achroia grisella, 894 nucleotides long. RefSeq lists its product as uncharacterized. The record is from RefSeq and is a predicted model, not a curated record. Lineage: Eukaryota; Metazoa; Arthropoda; Insecta; Lepidoptera; Pyralidae. The transcript has a single exon. The coding region runs from base 1 to 894 and encodes 297 amino acids.